AUGUGGACUUUGGGGUACGAUGAUAAUGGCGGAGAAUUUAGCUUCUCUGAGCCCUUCAAUGGCGGCCGCAAGCUUCGGCCUCUCGUUCCUCGACCUUUGCCAGCUUCUCUUCGCGUCAAUGGCGCCAACUUCUGUGCCCAAUAUUACCAUCUGGCAAGUUAUUUGAAUUUGAAUGAGCAAAGCAAGAGAGAGUUGAAUGAUAGUUCGUCGUCGAGUUCUCCGGCGGUCGUUGUAAGCUCGUCGAGGUGGAAUCCGACGGCGGAGCAGUUGAGAAUUCUGGAGGAACUCUACCGGCGGGGGACUCGGACGCCGUCCGCCGACCAAAUUCAGCACAUCACGGCCCAGCUCCGCCGCUACGGCAAGAUUGAAGGAAAAAACGUCUUCUACUGGUUUCAGAAUCACAAGGCCAGAGAGCGCCAGAAACGACGCCGUCAAACCGCCGCCGACCAAACCAAACAUUCAGGGACAGAAAAAGGGUACGAAAUUCAACAGACAAAGACGAACUGCACUACUACACUUUCACAGGAACGUGAAGAAAGGAGAAGAAGAGAAUGUGUGGAAAGAGACGGUGAACUUGUAAUAAACCCUAGGAGGAAAACCCUGCACCACCGAAACGGCCUCGUGGACGAACCGUACCGAGAAAAUAGUAACGGGCUUGUGCGGGACGGAUGUGAAACGACGACGCUUCAGCUGUUUCCUCUCCGGAGCACCAAGUUGUGCAAAAACGAAAACGACAGCGAGAGGGAGGGACGACAAGAGGAUCAGCUGGGAAUCAUGUCGGAUUCGGACAACAUGACAGUCCUCAAAACUUCCCCCUUUUCCCCCACUACUACUUUUCAGUUCUUUGAAUUUCUUCCACUCAAAAACUGA
Molecule: messenger RNA, 870 nt
Organism: Momordica charantia (bitter melon)
Lineage: Eukaryota; Viridiplantae; Streptophyta; Magnoliopsida; Cucurbitales; Cucurbitaceae
Gene: WOX1
Product: WUSCHEL related homeobox 1
Biological process (GO): plant organ development
Molecular function (GO): DNA binding; DNA-binding transcription factor activity
Source: RefSeq, a predicted model, not a curated record